AUGGCGCCGGAAGAGAAGAACGCGAGCGAAAAGGCCGUGGAGAGCAGCGUGGCAGUGGCAAGCAGCCCGGUUCAUCGGGCAAAGUUGCGCAGUCUGCAAGCUCAGAAGAAGAAGAAGGCAACCAAAGCUCUGUCGAAGAUUAACAAUGGGUACAUACGGAGCGCGAAACGCUCGGCAAUCCUUGGUGCAAAUGGCAUAAUCAAGUCCAGAUACGGACCCGGUGGCGCCUCAAGAAACCCUUCCAUCGACUACACCGACGCCGAUUUUGCCGACGCCGGUAUCGCUAGAAGUGAGUCGACUCCACGGGUGGAGGAACAGGUGCGAGACGAGGCAAGAAUUCUGGCGAAGGAACACAUGCCAAGGGCAGCAGUUCUGGCAGUAUACGCCGCCAAAAUACGACCACUCUUGCCACCGAGAAACUCGGUGACCGAUGCCAAGAGGAGGGCCGACAGCAGCAGCAGCAGCAGCUACAACAACACACGCCCGAGCAAAUUCAAGAAGACAAAGUUCCGGGUGCGCAAUUCAUCAACUGUCAAAAGCGCCAUCUUCCUCUGGCUGCACAGUAACAAAAACGAUGCCGCCAACGACUACCUCCAGAGCAGACCUCAUCUCCGCAACGCUUUGGAGGGAGACGGGUUCCUUCGCACUGUCCUCGAGCCAGACGUCGAUGUUAAGCCAGCACACUACAUCUCGUAA
Messenger RNA from Drepanopeziza brunnea f. sp. 'multigermtubi' MB_m1, 696 nucleotides. RefSeq lists its product as uncharacterized. The record is from RefSeq and is a predicted model, not a curated record. NCBI's taxonomy places the organism in Eukaryota, Fungi, Ascomycota, Leotiomycetes, Helotiales, Drepanopezizaceae.